Nipponia nippon (crested ibis) is the source of this 3684-nucleotide messenger RNA. NCBI's taxonomy places the organism in Eukaryota, Metazoa, Chordata, Aves, Pelecaniformes, Threskiornithidae. The record is from RefSeq and is a predicted model, not a curated record.
UCACUGGGAAAUAUUGAUGACCUGGCACAGCAGUAUGCAGACUACUAUAACACCUGCUUCACAGAUGUGUGUGAGAGGAUGGAAGAGCUGCGCAAACGGAGGGUUUCCCAAGACCUUGAUAUGGAGUCACUUGGUCUCAGCAGCACCGCGUCAACACCCGACACUGAAAGAAAGCUCUCCAUUCAUAAAUCAAGUUCGGAAGAAGGCUCUGUAGGGAAAACAGACUGGAAAAAGAAAAAUAAGUUUUUUUGGCAGAAUUUCCGAAAGAACCAGAAAGGACUAAUGAGGCAGACUUCAAAAGGAGAGGACGUAGGGUACGUGGCCAGUGAGAUCACAAUGAGUGAUGAGGAGCGGAUCCAGCUGAUGAUGAUGGUCAAAGAGAAGAUGAUCACCAUUGAGGAAGCACUUGCUAGGCUGAAAGAGUAUGAAGCCCAGCACAGGCAAUCAAGCAGUGGAGAUGCUACAGAAUGGCCUGAUGGUUCUUACUCAACAUUUGAUGGGUCUUCCAAUUGUAAUUCAAGAGAACAAUCCGAUGAUGAAACAGAGGAGUCGGUGAAGUUUAAGAGGUUGCACAAGCUGGUGAAUUCUACUCGCAGAGUCAGGAAGAAACUCAUAAGAGUGGAAGAAAUGAAAAAACCCAGCACAGAAGGUGUGGAAGAGCACUCACUUGACAGCUCUCCUAUACUGGAUGACAGAUCGGCACUUUACUCUGGAGUUCACAAGAAGCAAUUCUACUUUGACGGCUCCUGCGAAAAGCAGCCAGAGGACAACUUGGACUCACUUACUACUUCUCCCUCAUCCAGCAGUCUUGAUACGUGGGGAGCUAACCGGAAGCUGGUGAAGACCUUCAGCAAAACUGAUAGCCGUGGCCUUAUCAAGCCUCCCAAGAAACUCGGGACAUUUUUCUCUUACCCAGAAGAGGAGAAGACCCAGAAAGUUUGCCGCUCCUUGACAGAUGGGGAAAUGAAGAAGAGCCUCGGCUCGCUGAGCCACGGGGUAAUGCUGAUUUUCUGUUUUAUCUGGGAUGAUUAUGACAAACUGCAUCUGUGCAUUCAGCCAAAACUGCGUCACUCCAAUGGUGAUUGUGGCACUGUAAACAUAGUGUACUUUUUCCCAGAAGUAGCAGAGCUGCCACAUAUCGCCACAGGUGUGGUGAGAACCUGUAGCUUUGGAGGAUUUGACUUGACAAAUCGUUCUCUUCAUAUUGGAAACAGUUCUGACCAAAUGGGCAAAGAAGGAGACUUUGUUUAUAAAGAAGUGAUCAAAUCACCGUCUGCCUCCCGUAUAUCUCUGGGCAAAAAGGUGAAGUCUGUAAAAGAAACCAUGAAGAAAAGGAUGUCUAAAAAAUAUAGCAGCUCUCUGUCUGAGCAGGAGUCCAGCCCUGGGGUCAUGCCAGGUUCUCCGCAGUCGCCGCCGCCAGACACUGACUCCCUGGAUAAACCCAAGCUGAAAGCCGGUGGCUCAGUAGAGAGCCUGAGGAGUUCCUUAAGCGGUCAGAGCUCAAUGAGUGGUCAGACAGUGAGCACAACAGAUUCCUCAACCAGCAACAGAGAGAGUGUGAAAUCAGAAGAUGGUGAUGAUGAAGAGCCUCCUUACAGAGGACCUUUUUGUGGAAGAGCUAGGGUUCACACUGAUUUUACUCCAAGUCCUUAUGAUACAGACUCUCUGAAGCUCAAGAAAGGUGACAUCAUUGAUAUAAUCAGCAAACCCCCCAUGGGCACUUGGAUGGGCCUGUUGAACAACAAAGUUGGCACUUUCAAAUUUAUCUAUGUGGACGUGUUAAAUGAAGAGGAAGAGAAGCCGAAGCGGCCCACCAGGAGACGCCGGAAAAGCAGACCACCGCAGCCCAAGUCAGUUGAGGAUCUCUUGGAUCGCAUCAACUUAAAGGAGCAUAUGCCCACUUUUCUGUUCAAUGGUUAUGAAGAUCUGGAUACCUUUAAGCUUUUGGAAGAAGAAGAUUUGGAUGAACUGAACAUCCGAGAUCCUGAACACAGAGCUGUUCUCCUCACAGCAGUGGAACUUCUACAGGAGUAUGAUAGUAACAGCGACCAGUCAGGAUCUCAGGAGAAACUUCUCAUUGAAGGCCAAGGCCUAACCGGAUGCUCUCCUCGGGAUUCUGGUUGCUACGAAAGCAGUGAAAACCUGGAGAAUGGUAAAACUCGAAGGACCUGUCUUCUGCCCUCAAAAUCAGCAAGUGAGCAUAGCUUUAAGGACUUCAGCAGAAACCAGCUAUCAAAUUAUCCUACGCUUCCACUGACCAAGUCAAUAGAAACUCUACAGCAAGGACAAAAAGAAAGCCGGUUGAGUUGUGCGCAUCGUGCUCUGAAGAGCUCUGUCAAACCUCCAGCUGUUACAGGUCUGAAGAAGAACCGUAGAAGUUUACCAGUUGCCGUCUGUCGGAGCUAUGAAGCUCUGGAUGGCCCCCAGAGUGUAGAUACGUGGCCAAGAUCUCACUCGCUGGAUGAUCUCCAGGGAGAAUCCAAUACUAACCUACAGGACGCCAGCAAGGAAGUAGGUUCUUUUCCUCAGGAUUCACUGGAUAUAGCAGAAAUGGCAACUGGCUCUGCACUGCCACCUCAGUCUCAUGGAGGCAGCUGUAUGGUAGAUGACUUGAUGGCUAAGCAGGGUAAAGGAGCUGCUAGUUCUCAGAAGGGAAGAGCUAAGGAAUUGGACUGCUCUGUAAUGGAGACUGCAGGUGGAAAGCCUGCUCCGUUCCCCCUGAAAAACUGUGAAACUCAGCCUGCCUUAGUGAUGCAUCUUGCAACAAGGAUGCCUCUGGAAAUACAAAGUAAAGGCUUUCAUGACCUUGCACGGGCUGAUUAUGCUCCAGUCCUCAAGGGAGGUCUAGAAACUGAACAAAAAGGCACAAAUGAGGCAAGAAUGCAACCAAAAAAUCCUUCUCAGCCGCCACCUGUCCCUGCCAAAAAAUGCCGAGAACGCCUUUCUAAUGGAUUAUAUCACCCUUCCGUGACCGCAAGUGGGAACCACUCAAGUCUAGAAGCACCGUGUUUGCCAGUAAAAAAGACCAGCUCAUCCACUCCUAUUGAUUGUCACGGAGUACCUGUCCAUAGGACAUCUUCUGAACAGGAGCCCAGUACCCCUCCUAGCCCACUGCCACCCUGGCUGUCAGAGCUCCCAGAGACUGCUAGUGUUCAGCAGCAUGUGAUAAAGCUGGGUCCUGCUUCAGCGAGGAAAGUCUCUUGUAGCAGGGGAAUGGAUCUGGAAAUGGUAAUAGAAAACAAGUUGCAGUCUGAAGACAUUGAUCUUACUGAAGAACCAUACUCUGACAAACAUGGUCGCUGUGGGAUUCCUGAGGCUUUGGUACAGAGGUACUCUGAAGACUUAGACCAGCCUGAAAAGGAUGUUGCCACAAACAUGGACCAAAUCCGAGUAAAGCAACUGAGGAAGCAGCAUCGUAUGGCAAUUCCAAGUGGAGGACUCACUGAAAUUUGCCGAAAACCUGUAUCUCCAGGACUUAUCACCUCUGUAUCUGACUGGCUGAUUUCCAUUGGUCUACCUAUGUAUUCCAGCCUGCUCACAGAAGCAGGAUUCAACACACUGAGCAAAGUGCCUUCUCUGUCACAAACUUGCCUUCAAGAAGCUGGCAUCACAGAGGAAAGGCACAUAAGCAAGCUCCUGGCAGCGGCAAGACUCUUCAAACCUCUUGAUCCAGAGGCAAUUUAA